AUUUUUUUUAAAAAAAUUUACCAUGUUGGAAUCUCACCGUGAAAAAUAAUUUUUUUUAUGUUUUUUCUAAUAAAAAUAUUUUAUAUUUUAGUUAGUAAAGGUUUAAACUUAAAAGUACCGGUUAAUAUCCAACACGAAACUAGUUAAAUCCCAAUGGAAGUACACAAUUAUAUUUCAUUGUAAGAUGAAUAAAGUUUUGAGAAUUUUUUUGAAAUACCUUAAGUUGGAUACAAUUAAUAAAAAAAUACAAUUUAUCGAAAAAUAUUAUAAUAUUUGGGUUUUAAAGUUUAGUGAGUAUUGUUUAGAAAUUAUUAUUUAGAGGGUGUGGUUGAGUUUAUAAAUUUUUAUAAAAUUUUAUAAAACAUUUAUAAAUGAUGCAUGAGAGUUAAUUUUGUUUUAUUUUCAUAAUAAACAUAAGGUAUUUAUUAAAAUGAUUAUCAUUUAAAUGUAAAUUUGAAAAGUAAUAUCAAGGUAAAGUUAGAAUUUCCUCUAAAAUUUUAAUCUAGUGUAUAUAUGAAAACAUGCAUGUAACCUCUUUCAAAAUUGAUUUAUAUGUUACUACUAUAUCAUACAUUAGUUUUUUUAAUUUUUUAAAUAUCCAUCACAUCUAUAUUAUUAUAUGCAAAGUGAUUUUUCACAUUUUAGCUACGAUGUUAAAAGUUAAAGUGAUUAAUAUUGUUUAUAAAUAGUUAUGGAAAAAAAAAUAUGCAUCAAUAUUAAAUACAAAAAAAAACAAAUAGGGCCAUGAUAUUCAUUUAUUCACGGGAAUAUCAAUGAUAAAAUAACCACGAGCUCUCCACGCGAAUUAACCAAUGUAUCAAUCGUGUCCAUCCACGUGUCAACGAUCCACAGCCUCAUCAUCAUCGACUCCAUCGGUCUUCUUCUUCAUCAUUCUUGUCCAGUUUUCUGUAAACUCGAUGAAAGUAUUGAAAUUCUAACACUAAACUGUCAACACAGCUGACUCUAACCGAUCCUUUAGUUAUUAUGAUCUUCGUUUUCACCCCUUUUAGCAUCUAAUAUUAUAAUCUAGAAUCGGAUCGAUGUUUACACGAUCAUGUAAUUUGAAUUUAAUAUUAUGAUCAAUUAUAAUGCAACUGUAUCUCGGAAUAACCUCUACUAAACUCUUAACUGAGAUCAAUCAAAUGGGAUAAAUUGAUCUUUAGUCUACACUCUAGAGCUCUUUCCUAAAACGUGUUUACUUUCAACGAUGAUAAAUAAAUUAAAGAUUGAUUUGAUAAACUAAAAAGGAUAUAUAAAUUAUUUUCUCAUAUUGUUUUCUUCGUAUAACAAAGGAAUUGGAGAAAGCGAAGUGGGGAAAGAGAGAUGGAUGGAGGGAGCCAAAACGGUGCUUAUGAUGGUAGAGUUAUGACGGAGGAGCAAAUGGAGAUUCUCAGUAAGCAGAUCGCCAUUUACGCCGCCAUUUGUAGGCAGCUCGUUUCCCUCCACGAGUCUUUCUCUUCUAAACUUCCCCUCUCAUCAGGAGUGGAUCCAACCGGAGGUGGAUACUUUGAUUCGAUGGGGGCUUCGCCAAGCACUUAUAAAAUAUCUCAUCGGCAUCGUUGGACUCCGACAUCGAUGCAACUUCAGAUUCUCGAAAGCAUUUACGAGGAAGGAAGCGGAACACCAAAACCACAGAGGAUUGAAGAGAUCACGUUGGAGCUGUCUCAACACGGACAGGUCAUGGACAAAAAUGUAUACAACUGGUUUCAAAACCGACGAGCUCGGUCCAAACGAAAGCAGCCUCAGGCUAUGACAACGACGACUGUUCAGACCGUUGAUGCGGUGGCGGCAACAGAGGAGAGGAGUUAUGGAGAUUCUGGAGGGUUUGUGUCUUAUGAUCAUAUCCUCUUUCCGAGUACUGACUUUGGUAAAAUCUUAAAAUAUAAUUUGAGCUUUUCCCGUAUGAUUUUAAUCAUCCACGGUCUCAUCAUCAGCACUCCAUCGGUCUUCUUCUUCAUCCUUGUCCAGUUUUCUGGCGAAAGCAUCUCAACAGUAAAACAUGCUUCUCAAGACGGUUUCUUCGUCUUCCGCUGCUCGUGAGUUUCCAUGGCGGAAUCAAGGACGUUUCUCCUGUGGAAAAUCUGAAAAACUCUCCGUCUCUGUAAGCGGCGUCGUUUGAGGAGGUUAAGAAGGAGCUCGAUCCCGUCCCUACAAGCUCCACGUCUCGCUCGCUCGUCAAAAGUACUCUGACGAGUGAAAGAACUUAUCAUUUAUGAAUCAGAAAGUGUAGAGAGAUAAGAAGUUAGAAACUUUUCAAAAAAAUAAAUGAAAAACAUUUCUUCAGGUGGAAGCAAUCUCAGAGUAUGUAGCUCAACUACGAAGAGUCGGCAUGAACAUUUUUAUAUACAUCAUUUGAUUCAUCCUGUGCACUUCAUGCUUCAGUCUCGGUUUCUAAUUUGUAUCUUUUGGAAUGUUUGUGGGUUUGGUCUUCAGGGACAUGGCAUUUCAAUCAGAUGCUUCUGGAACAGUAAAAGCUGCUUCGAGGGAUUAUGGUCGUGUUUACUCUUGUGGUGUUUACUCUAUGAAGCUCACUAGCAAUGUAGCUUACUUUGAGUUUGAGUAGAUAAAAAUUGAAUCUUUAGUGAUAUUGAUUAUGUAGAGUAGCUAGAUUUCUGUAUUCAUAGUAGCUUACAUUGAGAUGCCAAAAUAAAAUAAAAUAUAUAUAGUAGCUUACAUUUAUUUUGAGAAAAUAAAACUGAAUCUUUUGUGAUAUUGAUUAUGCAAAUGUGUAGAGUGUCUACCUUUGUGGAAUCAUCAUAGUAGCUAGCUUGUAUUGAUUUGAGUAAGUUAAAGUCGAAUAUUUACUUAAUGGUAUAUGGGUUAGUGUAAAGUAGCGACCUUUGUGUAGUCAUGUCAUGCUAGCUUACAUUUAUUUGAGUUAAUAAAAAUUGAAUCUUUAGUGAUAUUGAUUAUGAAAAUAAAUGUAUAUAGUGUAAAGUAGCUACCUUUAUGUACAAUGAUUUGAGUUUUGCUAUUGCAGGAGUUGUAUGUGAACAUUGGGUACCGGAAACAUAGUCAUGCUUUUGAGGCCUUCAAGAUCCUGAUUCUGUGUUGGGUUCACUCACACAUGAGAUCAAAGAAGUUGGGCCUGAUGGGCAGGAGGUGACUAAAGUUGUACCUGCUGUUACGGAAGAAGACCAAGGGAUUGAAAUUCUAACGGAAGCCAUAGCAGCUUGCACCGAGACAAUUGAUCAACACAAGGGCAAGCUCGUCGUUAAGGAGACACCUAGAGCUGUGAGUGAACGAAGAGGACAGAACACAUGGCUAAGCUAAGAAUGGACGAUGAAGAAAUCAGCGGUGAUGAAGAAGAGGACACAGGGAUGGGUGAAGUUGACAUUGAAGGUGCCGGAAUCGUUGAGUAGGAUUCUUCGCUGGUUUCAUAGUUUUCCGACCAACAUGAGUAUUUUUGCUAUAAAUUAGAAAUCUCCAAGAGGUUGUGUGUGUUUUUUUUUCUUUUGUCCACAGACAUGUUGUUUUUCACCCGUUGAGGGGUUUAUAUACUCGUAUGUAUGGUUUUAUAAAGUUUUGACUAUUACUGCAUCAUGAGUUUAAACCUGAUUGGAUUUGACUAGUGACUAAUCUAUCAA
Molecule: messenger RNA, 3587 nt
Organism: Brassica napus (rape)
Lineage: Eukaryota; Viridiplantae; Streptophyta; Magnoliopsida; Brassicales; Brassicaceae
Product: WUSCHEL-related homeobox 14-like
Exons: 6
Coding region: 1324-2040 (238 amino acids)
Molecular function (GO): DNA-binding transcription factor activity; DNA binding
Source: RefSeq, a predicted model, not a curated record